Penicillium malachiteum is the source of this 912-nucleotide messenger RNA. RefSeq lists its product as uncharacterized. NCBI's taxonomy places the organism in Eukaryota, Fungi, Ascomycota, Eurotiomycetes, Eurotiales, Aspergillaceae. Bases 1 to 912 code for a protein of 303 amino acids. Gene Ontology annotation, biological process: secondary metabolite biosynthetic process. The record is from RefSeq and is a predicted model, not a curated record. The transcript has 2 exons.
AUGGCUCGUAAUCCGAUUAUUCUAGGCUGUGCCUGGGGAGACUACCUUUCAGCCCAACGAGCAAGCUUGCCAUACCUCCCUGAUAUCGAAGAUCUCACAGACCGGGUGACCCGAAUAAUGGGUGGAAAUCCUGGAGAAAUGCAGCUCCAGGGUACUAACACAUAUCUCAUUGGGACUGGAAAUUCUCGAAUCCUUAUUGAUACCGGACAGGGAGUUCCCACCUGGGCUACCAAUAUCACCCGUCUCCUUCGAGAGCGCAAUCUUACAAUAUCGCAUAUUCUUCUCACACACUGGCACGGCGAUCAUACAGGUGGUGUACCCGAUUUAAUCGAAUAUGACCCGUCCCUCGCGUCAAGGGUAUACAAGAAUCGACCCAGUCCCGGACAAUUACCCAUAAAGCAUGGACAAAUCUUCCGAACAGAGGGUGCCACAAUCCGCGCUAUUUUUACACCCGGCCAUGCGGUAGACCACAUGUGUUUCCACCUGGUAGAAGAAAACGCUCUUUUCACCGGUGAUAAUGUGCUAGGUCAUGGAUACAGUGUUGCCGAGGAUCUAGCAGAGUAUAUGAGAAGUUUAGAGAUCAUGCAACGACAAGGAUGUGAAAUCGGGUACCCGGCUCAUGGAAUCAAGAUUGUUGAUUUACCGAGAACGAUUCGACUUUAUAUUCGACAAAAGAAGCAUCGCGAGCAUCAGAUUUAUCAGGCUUUGGUUCAAGUGAAAGGAGGGUUGACGACGCGUCAGAUGGUACAGACACUACAUGGUGAUAUACCAGAAGAACUCUUUGCUGACGCAUUCGAGCCAUUUCUGAAUGAGUCAUUGAGUAAACUGGCGGAGGAGCGAAAGGUUGGUUUCCAGAUUUCAAAAGGAAAGCGCAGAUGGUUUCUUAACAGACGUGCUUGGGAUUCUCUGUGA